This is a messenger RNA of Columba livia (rock pigeon), 2213 nucleotides long. RefSeq names its product carbohydrate sulfotransferase 14 (gene CHST14). Gene Ontology annotation, cellular component: membrane. Gene Ontology annotation, molecular function: sulfotransferase activity. Gene Ontology annotation, biological process: carbohydrate biosynthetic process; dermatan sulfate proteoglycan metabolic process. Lineage: Eukaryota; Metazoa; Chordata; Aves; Columbiformes; Columbidae. The record is from RefSeq and is a predicted model, not a curated record. The coding region runs from base 100 to 1188 and encodes 362 amino acids. The transcript has a single exon.
GCCGCUCCGCCUCCCUUCCGCCUCCGUGGCCGCCGCCCGGCGCCGGGAGCCGCCGAGCUCCCCCGGGCGUGCGGCGCGGCGGCUGAGCCGCCCCCGGCCAUGUUCCCCCGGGCGCCGCUCCCCGCCGAGCCCCGGCGGGACGAGUCCCGCCGAGCGGCCGCCGGUGGGCGCCGGCGGGCACGGGCGCGGGGCGGCGGGGCGGCGCUGCUGCCCUCCAUGCUGAUGUUCGCCGUGAUCCUGGCCUCCAGCGGGCUGCUGCUCAUGAUCGAGAAGGGCAUCCUGGCCGAGGUGAAGCCGCUGCAGCCCGCGGCGGGGGAGCCGGCGCGGCGGGGCGGGGAUGCGGAGCCCCCCGGGGAGCUGGAGGCCGAGGUGCUGCGGGACGUCCGCAACCGGACGCUGCGGGGGCUGUGCGGGCAGCCGGCCAUGCCCCGCAGCGUCUGGGAGCUGCCGGCCGGGCAGCGGCGCACGGUGCUGCGGCACCUCCUGGUGAGCGACAAGCACCGCUUCUUGUACUGCUACGUGCCCAAGGUGGCCUGCUCCAACUGGAAACGCAUCCUCAAGGUGCUGGACGGGGCGCUGGAGAGCGUGGACGUCAAGCUGAAGAUGGACCACAAGAGCGACUUGGUGUUCCUGGGGGACAUGAAGCCGGAGGAGAUCAGCUACCGCCUGAAGAACUACUACAAGUUCAUCUUCGUGCGGAACCCCAUGGAGAGGCUGCUGUCGGCCUACAGGAAUAAAUUUGGGGAGAUCAAGGAGUACCAGCAGAGGUACGGGGUGGAGAUCGUCAGGCGCUACCGCAAGAACGGGGGGAAUUCGGCCGGCGACGACGUGACCUUCUCCGAGUUCCUGCGGUACCUGCUGGACGAGGAGGUGGAGAGGAUGAACGAGCACUGGAUGCCCAUCUACAACCUGUGCCAGCCCUGCGCCGUCCGCUACGACUUCAUCGGCUCCUACGAGCGCCUCAACGCCGACGCCAACUACGUCCUGGAGCGGGUGCGCUCGCCGUCCUUCGUCCGCUUCCCCGCGCGCCAGCCCUGGUACAACCCGGUGACGGCCGAGACGCUGCACUACUACCUGUGCAACACCCAGCGCCGCCUCAUCAAGGAGCUGCUGCUCAAAUACAUCCUGGAUUUCUCCCUCUUCGCCUACCCGCUCCCCAACAUCACCAGCGAGUUCUGCCGGCAAUGAGCUGCUGGGGGCGGCGUCGGGCGCGGGCUCCGCCAGGUUUGCCAGCGCAGCCGUCACUGUGCGGCACACGCUGCCGCCCGGCCCGUGGGACACGCUCGGCUGUGCAUUAGCUCAGAGUUUAUACUUUCCGAACACUCUUUAUAUAAGAUAUUAUAUAUUGCCUUUGCUACUAGGAUACUUUUUGUAGUCCCGAUUUUAAUGUGUACAUAUGCCGCUGACCUCAGCACAAGAGCUUUUGUAUAUCUAUUUUGCUUUAAAUGCUUUUUUAUGGCACGGUAUGGAAAACAUCUGUAAGGAAAUUGAGAAGUGGGUAUAUUUUAAAUAUUUUUCUGCUUUUUUUGUGUGUUUUGCACUACAUAGUAUGCAGCUGAAUCGCAAUUAUGAUUUAAUGUAGAGGCUGAUGUGCUAAAAAUUAGCACUGUUAAAACCGGUCCUACAUUAGACAGGGUAGUUUUUCAGGUAUAAUUAGAGAAAAGGCUUUUAUAAAUUAGGCCCUAUUUAUCCUCUAUUUUCUCAUCUGUAGGUGCUAGUUAGAUGAGGCUGGUCUCUUUUCUGUGACAGUAUUAGUACCUCUGGGUUUUCAUUAUUAUAUUAUUAUGAAUUAUUAUUAUUUACCGUUGAAAUAACACUAGCGAAAAUACUUUUGUGUGAUUUUAAGGUUUGAAAGUACCAGCUAUUUACCCAGCAUUAGGUAUCAGAUGCAAUAUCAAGCCAUAACAACUUGCUCUUUUCUGUCUCUCUGAAUUAAAGCAGUGCGGAGUUCUGCCGAGAUGAAGAAGUGCCCUGCUUCUUAGGGCAGAAAGCGAAGAGCAAAGCUCACAGCCUGGGGGGUGACCCCGCAAACCGCCCUGGGAACACACAGUGGCGGUGUGGGGAUUACUCCUUCUUUUAUAGAUGUACACACUGUUUUUAUAGCUGCUCCUAUUUAAUUAUGACGGUUCAAUGGCAGAAGUUGGGGAGAUAAUGUAUAAUGUCGUUCCUGGGAGGCUGCGCCCUCUUUUCUAAUAAAGUUUUUAUAGGAAUGA